AUGAACGUUUUUAAUAGAUUUAAGAAGUCUGCUGCUGAUAACAACGUAAACGAGAAAUUGGGACCUGUCUUUCAUGAUCCAAAGUUAACACCUCCUCCUAACUACACUCCACCAACACAACAACCUUUGACUGCCGAACAAGAGGAAAAAGUCAAUAAAUUGAAGUCUUAUAUUGAGUCAAUAAUGCUACCAGAGACACAUGAAUACUACCCAAAUGAAAGGGGAUUUGUCACUGAGGCUACUAUUAAACGAUACAUGCGCGCUAGAAAGUGGGAUUUCGAGCAAGCAAAAAUCAUGUUAGAGAAUUCAGUCCGUUGGAGAAGAGACUAUCGUCCUGAUCAGCUUGACCCGGAUUAUAUCAAGCCAGAGGCUGAAACUGGCAAAAUGUAUUACAAUGGCUUCGAUAAAUGUGGUCGCCCAGUUUGGAUUAUGAGACCCCGAUUGCAGAAUUCAAAAGACGCAGAACGUCAAGUUAAACAUAUUGUCUAUUGUUUGGAACGUGGUAUUCGUUUGAUGCCUGAGCUAGUCGAAAAUUUAGCGAUUAUUGUAGAUUUCAAGGACUCUUCAGCUUCACAUAAUCCAAGUGUGUCCACUUGUAAAAAAUUUUUGGAUAUUUUGGGCAACCAUUAUCCUGAAAGAUUGGGUAUUGCAUUUGUAGUUAAAUCGCCUUGGUUUUUCUUUGCUACUUUCAAAGUUAUCUCACCUUUCAUGGAUCCUGUCACGAAGAAUAAGAUUAAGUUCGUUUAUGACGGACAAGAGGGGAAGAAAGAGAAGAGUAUAGGUAACGACUGGGUGCAUUUGAAGGAUUAUAUUGAGCCUGAUCAAUUAGAAUCUGAUUUUGGAGGAGAGUAUAACUUUGAAUAUGAUUUGGAGUCCUAUUGGAAUGCCCUUUUGGAAAAAACAGGAAAGCCAUACAAAAUAAUUGAUUACAAUUAG
Mycotypha africana is the source of this 936-nucleotide messenger RNA. Its product is annotated as CRAL-TRIO domain-containing protein. Bases 1 to 936 code for a protein of 311 amino acids. The transcript is spliced from 4 exons. The record is from RefSeq and is a predicted model, not a curated record. NCBI's taxonomy places the organism in Eukaryota, Fungi, Mucoromycota, Mucoromycetes, Mucorales, Mycotyphaceae. Gene Ontology annotation, molecular function: phosphatidylinositol transfer activity.